AGAGCCGCGGAGGCGGCGGGCUCCCGGCCCGAGGAGCGGCGGAGGCCGCGGCGGUGCCGCCACGAUUGCGGGCGAGCGCGGCGCCCGUCAGCGCGGCCCAGAGGCGGCGGCGGCGGCAGAUCUCUCCAUACUAAUGGAAAUGUAACUGGAACUGACUUUGAUGAUAAAAUCAACAACCAUCACGCAAGAUCAUGUAGUAGGAAUUUUUGCUUCCAGAUGAAGACACCGACAUUUAGAAUUUCUACUUUCUAAGACUUUCCUGUUCCUCAUUAAGCUGCCGCAUCUCCGCCUCUUCUUGACCUUCUCUCCCCCAACCAACCUCCUUUGUGAGCGUCUUCAGACUCCCUAGUGCUUCUUCCUCAGACCCACUCUGCAAAGUCUUUAGUUUUUCCAGUUGUUCCCAUAAUUGGCCUUCAAUGUGAGGUGAGAGUGAAAAGACUAGAGCCAUCUCUGGAGAACAUCUUUACCCCAUUCCCCUGGAAGCCACCCUUCGGAGCACUGACUUGACCCUGUUUUGAGGACUCAUUAUGAACAAAGAAGUCUCCCAGGUGUGAAGUUUUUCAACAUGAGUGGCCUCGGGGACAGUUCAUCCGACCCUGCUAACCCAGACUCACAUAAGAGAAAAGGAUCGCCAUGUGACACACUGGCGUCAAGCACUGAAAAGAGGCGCAGGGAGCAAGAAAAUAAAUACUUAGAAGAGCUAGCUGAGUUAUUGUCUGCAAACAUCAGUGACAUUGACAGCUUGAGUGUAAAACCAGACAAAUGCAAGAUUUUGAAGAAGACAGUCGAUCAGAUACAGCUAAUGAAGAGAAUGGAACAAGAGAAAUCAACAACUGAUGAUGAAGUACAGAAAUCAGACAUCUCUUCGAGUAGUCAAGGAGUGAUAGAAAAGGAAUCCUUGGGACCUCUUCUUUUAGAGGCUUUGGAUGGAUUUUUCUUUGUUGUGAACUGUGAAGGGAGAAUUGUAUUUGUGUCGGAAAAUGUGACCAGCUACUUGGGUUACAAUCAGGAGGAAUUAAUGAACACCAGUGUCUACAGCAUACUGCAUGUGGGAGAUCAUGCAGAAUUUGUGAAGAAUCUGCUACCCAAAUCCCUAGUAAAUGGAGUUCCUUGGCCUCAAGAGGCAACACGACGAAAUAGCCAUACCUUUAACUGCAGAAUGCUAAUUCACCCUCCAGAUGAGCCAGGCACCGAGAACCAAGAAGCUUGCCAGCGCUAUGAAGUAAUGCAGUGUUUCACUGUGUCACAGCCAAAAUCAAUUCAAGAGGAUGGAGAAGAUUUCCAGUCGUGUUUGAUUUGUAUUGCACGGCGCUUACCUCGGCCUCCAGCUAUUACGGGUGUAGAAUCUUUUAUGACCAAGCAAGAUACUACAGGUAAAAUCAUCUCUAUUGACACUAGUUCCCUGAGAGCUGCUGGCAGAACUGGCUGGGAAGAUUUAGUGAGGAAGUGCAUUUAUGCUUUUUUCCAACCUCAGGGCAGAGAGCCAUCUUAUGCCAGACAACUAUUUCAAGAAGUGAUGACUCGUGGCACUGCCUCCAGCCCAUCCUAUAGAUUCAUAUUGAAUGAUGGGACAAUGCUUAGCGCCCACACCAAGUGUAAACUUUGCUACCCUCAAAGUCCAGACAUGCAACCUUUCAUCAUGGGAAUUCAUAUCAUCGACAGGGAACAUAGUGGUCUUUCACCUCAAGAUGACACUAAUUCUGGAAUGUCAAUUCCCCGAGUAAACCCCUCCGUCAAUCCUAGUAUCUCUCCAGCUCACGGUGUGGCCCGUUCAUCCACUUUGCCACCAUCCAACAGCAACAUGGUAUCCACCAGAGUAAGCCGCCAGCAGAGCUCAGACCUUCAUAGCAGCAGUCAUAGUAAUUCUAGCAACAGCCAAGGGAGUUUUGGAUGCUCACCUGGAAAUCAGAUUGUAGCCAGCGUUGCCUUAAGCCAGGGACAGGCCAGUUCCCAGAGCACUAAUCCCUCCUUAAACCUCAAUAAUUCUCCUAUGGAAGGUGCAGGAAUAUCCCUCGCACAGUUCAUGUCUCCAAGGAGACAAGUUAGUUCUGGAUUGGCAACAAGGCCCAGGAUGCCAAACAAUUCAUUUCCUCCUAAUAUUCCAACAUUAAGCUCCCCUGUUGGCAUGACAAAUACUGCCUGUAGUAAUAGUAACCGAUCUUAUUCAAACAUCCCAGUAACAUCUUUACAGAGUAUGAAUGAAGGACCCAACAACUCCGUUGGCUUCUCUGCCGGUUCUCCAGUCCUCAGACAGAUGAGCUCACAGAAUUCACCUGGCAGAUUAAAUAUACAACCAGCAAAAGCUGAGUCCAAAGAUAACAAAGAGAUUGCAUCCAUUUUAAAUGAAAUGAUUCACUCUGACAACAGCUCCAGUGAUGGCAAACCUCUGGAUUCUGGGCUUGUGCACAACAAUGACAGACUCUCGGAUGGAGACAGUAAAUACUCUCAAACGAGUCACAAGCUCGUACAGCUUUUGACAACCACUGCAGAGCAGCAGUUACGGCAUGCUGAGAUAGACACCAGUUGCAAAGAGGUGCUUUCUUGCACAGGCACCUCUAACUCCGCCUCUGCUAACUCUUCAGGCGGUUCCUGCCCCUCUUCUCAUAGCUCACUGACAGAACGGCACAAAAUUCUACACCGGCUCCUACAGGAGGGGAGCCCGUCGGAUAUCACCACUUUGUCUGUGGAGCCUGAUAAGAAGGACGGUGCAGCUACUUCUGUGUCAGUGACUGGACAGGUCCAAGGGAACUCCAGCAUAAAACUAGAACUGGAUGCUUCAAAGAAAAAAGAAUCAAAAGACCAUCAGCUCCUACGCUACCUUUUAGAUAAAGAUGAGAAAGAUUUAAGAUCAACUCCAAACUUGAGCCUAGAUGAUGUAAAGGUGAAAGUGGAAAAGAAAGAACAGAUGGAGCCUUGUAACACAAACCCAACCCCAAUGACCAAACCUGCCCCUGAGGAAAUUAAACUGGAGUCCCAGACCCAGUUUACAGCUGACCUUGACCAGUUUGAUCAGUUACUACCAACGCUGGAGAAGGCAGCCCCGUUGUCAGGCUUAUGUGAGACAGAGAGGAUGGAUGGUACAGUUACCAGUGUAACCAUCAAAUCGGAGAUCCUGCCGCCUACACUCCAGUCCACCACUGCCAGACCCACUUCCAGGCUGAAUAGAUUACCUGAGCUGGAAUUGGAAGCAAUUGAUAACCAGUUUGGACAACCAGGAACAGGUGAUCAGAUUCCAUGGGCGAAUAAUACAGUGACAGCUGUAAAUCAGAAUAAACCAGAAGAACAGUGUAUUAGUUCACAAUUAGAUGAGCUUCUCUGUCCACCAACAACAGUAGAAGGAAGAAAUGAUGAAAAGGCUCUUCUUGAACAGCUGGUAUCCUUCCUCAGUGGCAAAGAUGAAACUGAGUUGGCUGAAUUAGACAGAGCUCUGGGAAUUGACAAACUUGUUCAGGGAGGUGGAUUAGAUGUAUUGUCAGAGAGAUUUCCGCCACAACAAGCAACCCCACCUUUGAUGAUGGAAGAAAGACCCAACCUUUAUUCCCAGCCAUAUUCUUCUCCUUCACCUACUGCCAAUCUCACUAGCCCUUUCCAAGGCAUGGUCAGGCAAAAACCUUCCUUGGGGACUAUGCCUGUUCAAGUAACACCUCCCCGAGGUGCUUUUUCACCUGGCAUGGGCAUGCAGCCCAGGCAAACUCUAAACAGACCUCCAGCUGCACCCAACCAACUUCGACUUCAACUUCAACAGCGAUUACAGGGACAACAGCAGUUGAUACAUCAAAAUCGGCAAGCUAUCUUGAACCAGUUUGCAGCAAAUGCUCCUGUUGGCAUCAAUAUGAGAUCAGGCAUGCAGCAGCAAAUUACAGCUCAGCCACCCCUGAAUGCCCAAAUGUUGGCACAGCGCCAGCGGGAGUUGUACAGUCAACAGCACCGACAGAGGCAGCUAAUACAGCAGCAAAGAGCCAUGCUCAUGAGGCAACAAAGCUUUGGGAACAACCUCCCUCCCUCAUCUGGACUGCCAGUUCAAAUGGGGAACCCCCGUCUUCCUCAGGGUGCUCCGCAGCAAUUCCCCUACCCACCAAACUAUGGUACAAAUCCAGGAACCCCACCUGCUUCUACCAGCCCAUUUUCACAACUGGCAGCAAAUCCUGAGGCAACCUUGGCCAACCGCAACAGCAUGGUGAACAGAGGCAUGACAGGAAACAUGGGAGGACAGUUUGGCACUGGAAUCAAUCCUCAGAUGCAGCAGAAUGUCUUCCAGUAUCCAGGAUCAGGAAUGGUUCCUCAAGGUGAGGCCAACUUUGCUCCAUCUCUGAGCCCUGGGAGCUCCAUGGUGCCGAUGCCAAUCCCUCCUCCUCAGACUUCUCUGCUCCAGCAAACCCCACCUGCUUCUGGGUACCAGUCACCAGACAUGAAGGCCUGGCAGCAAGGAGCGAUGGGAAACAACAAUGCAUUCGGUCAUGCUGUCCAGAACCCGCCCGCACAGCCUGGCGUGUACAACAACAUGAGCAUCACCGUGUCCAUGGCGGGUGGCAACACGGAUGUACAGAACAUGAACCCAGUGAUGGGCCAGAUGCAAAUGAGCUCUUUGCAGAUGCCAGGAAUGAACACCGUGUGCCCCGAACAGAUAAAUGAUUCAGCACUGAGACACACAGGCCUCUACUGCAACCAGCUCUCAUCCACUGACCUUCUCAAAACAGAAGCAGAUGGAACCCAGCAGGUGCAACAGGUUCAGGUGUUUGCUGACGUCCAGUGUACAGUGAAUCUGGUAGGCGGGGACCCUUACCUGAACCAGCCUGGUCCACUGGGAACACAAAAACCCACGGCAGGACCACAGACUCCCCAGGCCCAGCAGAAGAGCCUCCUUCAGCAGCUACUGACUGAAUAACCACUUUUAAAGGAAUGUGAAAUUUAAAUAAUAGACAUACAGAGAUAUACAAAUAUAUUAUAUAUUUUUCUGAGAUUUUUGAUAUCUCAAUCUGCAGCCAUUCUUCAGGUCGUAGCAUUUGGAGCAAAAAAAAAAAAUAAAA
Messenger RNA from Rhinolophus ferrumequinum (greater horseshoe bat), 5027 nucleotides. RefSeq names its product nuclear receptor coactivator 1 (gene NCOA1). Gene Ontology annotation, molecular function: protein dimerization activity; nuclear receptor binding. Lineage: Eukaryota; Metazoa; Chordata; Mammalia; Chiroptera; Rhinolophidae. The coding region runs from base 566 to 4885 and encodes 1439 amino acids. Gene Ontology annotation, biological process: positive regulation of transcription by RNA polymerase II; cellular response to hormone stimulus. The record is from RefSeq and is a predicted model, not a curated record. The transcript is spliced from 23 exons. Gene Ontology annotation, cellular component: nucleus.